CGUUAUUGUUAAGUGUUUGUUAAUAGGCGCGGCUGCCACAGUAUCUCAUUACCUAGAACUGUGUCGUUUAACACGCAAGCGGUUCUCUUGAAAACUUCAUUUGACACUUUUGGACUAGUACCUAGUACUUGUAUGAAGGAGUCAUCAAGAUGUCUGCUCUUUUCAACUUUCAAAGCCUGCUGACAGUUGUGUUACUCCUUAUUUGCACAUGCGCCUAUGUUCGCUCAAUAUUUCCGAGUCUUGUAGAUAGACACAAGAGUGGGUUCUUGGGCACAUUUUGGAAAUGUGCUAGAAUUGGUGAACGGAAGAGUCCUUAUGUAGCAGCGUGUUGUGUUAUAAUGGCGCUAAGUCUUUUGUUCUGGUCGUAAUAUAAUUUUCAACCCUCAUUCCAUCUCAUACUUUUUAAUCUGUCUGUGUCUGCAGUAUAUUUUUGUUAUAAAUUAAAAUGUAUUUAAUUUGUCCAAAGGUA
Messenger RNA from Frankliniella occidentalis (western flower thrips), 469 nucleotides. It is a transcript of the gene ksh, whose product is annotated as protein kish-A. NCBI's taxonomy places the organism in Eukaryota, Metazoa, Arthropoda, Insecta, Thysanoptera, Thripidae. The coding region runs from base 150 to 368 and encodes 72 amino acids. The transcript is spliced from 3 exons. The record is from RefSeq and is a predicted model, not a curated record. Gene Ontology annotation, biological process: intracellular transport; protein secretion.